This is a messenger RNA of Microplitis mediator, 5892 nucleotides long. It is a transcript of the gene dac, whose product is annotated as dachshund homolog 2. Lineage: Eukaryota; Metazoa; Arthropoda; Insecta; Hymenoptera; Braconidae. The record is from RefSeq and is a predicted model, not a curated record. The coding region runs from base 775 to 3189 and encodes 804 amino acids. The transcript is spliced from 13 exons.
ACUCCCAACUCGACCGAGAGAACGUUUGCCACUUUGAGAAGGAGCAACGCGCGUUCCUGCGUUACCCGCCGUGCAGCCGUGGAUCGUAGCCACACGUAGUUGUUACUUUUACUCCGUUUGCUCUUCUCGUACCGAUGAGACAUUUACGUCGUGUAUUUUAAUUAUUAUUAUUAUUUUUUUAAUUGUAGUGUUAUUCGCGUUUUGUAAUUUCAUUGUCAACUAUUUGGUUACACGUUGAUUGUUGUUUGACGUCAGCUCAAAAAUAUUGGAGUAGCAAAACAAGUUAAAUAUAAUUUAUUGACUAUUAAGUAUAAAGUGGACGUUUUUAACAUGAGCUUUAAGUGGACUUUGAUAAGUGUCUCCUGAUUGACAGGACUUGACCAAUGAUCAUGUACAGUAAUCCGCGUGGUCGUGCCAAUAAGUGAUCUAGACAAAUUAUCCGUAGAGCUAUCGCGCCUUUUUUUAAAAUUAUUAUUAUUAUUAUUGUUGUAAUUAUAAAUAUAAAUAUAAAUAUAAACAAGUGACAGUGAGACAUUGGCUCAGUAUUUUAUAAUUAUUAAGUGUAGUGUGAUAGAUAAGUUGAGCAGGCCGUCGAGGCGUUCUGUCAGGCCCCGGGAGCUCAAGCUCUGAAGCUCCUGUGUAGCCUCGGGCCUACUGCUAAUAUUUAUUGUUCCCAUUUAUAUUUAUAUAUAUACAUAUACCACGACUAUCGUACUCUAUUAAAGUGUAUUGUUGUACAUCAUCGAGUACAAGGGAAGCCGGUUGUCAUAGCUGAUGGACCACGGAGCGAUGGAUAGUUCGUCUGAGCACAGUAGUCGUGCCAGUCCAGUUACCGGCAGUCCAAAGCAUCCCCAUAGCCCGUCGGGCCAGCACACACAGUCGCAGCAGCAUCUUAGUUCACAGCAUCAACCACCACCGUCGCAUCAAUUGCAUCCACGAGAUCUACGCGAUCAUCAGCAUCGUGGUGUGCCAACCCCGGGUUCACCAACUCGUGGUUCACCUCCCCAAGUUCAGCCUUUGAGUCCGCCGCCUUUGUCUGCUGGUGGAGGUCCCGGUGGAAUACCCGGAAUGGUACCAAGGAUGCCGGGUCUUCCGCCACCGGAGUUACGUCUUCUUGGACAGCUUGGCGGGAUGCUGAGUGGUCACCAUGGAUCGCCACUUGAAUUCAUGGCAGCUCAUCACGGUGUCCUGCCACCGAGAUCAUACAACAGCCCACCGCCAAUAAGCUCCAGUGACCCUACGGCGAAUGAGUGCAAACUGGUCGAUUAUCGCGGCCAAAAAGUCGCGGCAUUCAUAAUUGCUGGUGACACAAUGUUGUGUUUACCCCAAGCAUUUGAGCUGUUCUUGAAGCACUUGGUGGGUGGUCUACACACCGUUUACACAAAACUUAAAAGACUCGAUAUUGUGCCGCUAGUGUGCAACGUCGAGCAAGUCAGGAUUCUGCGAGGACUCGGAGCUAUUCAGCCUGGUGUUAAUCGAUGCAAGUUGCUCAGCUGCAAGGACUUUGAUGUGCUCUACAGGGACUGCACCACCGCCAGGUAUGCAUCACCGUCAAGUAACAUUUUCUCUCUCGCUACAAACAAAAUUUCACAUAGAUGCUCCAGGCCCGGGAGACCGCCAAAGAGAGCAUCUAUGGGACUGAGUUUAGCGGCGAGUCAUCUUGCUGCUGCUGGACAUCCUCCUCUCAAGAAGCACCGGCUCGACAAUGGCGACUACUACGAGAACGGCCAUCUCGAUGAUUUCAUGUUUGCAGACGUCUCGCGACUGGAGAAGUCACCGUUGCUGGCGAACGGAUACAACCAGCCGCCCACACACUUGAGUCACAUGCAGUACAUGCAGCUCGGAGGACAUCCAGGUGCAGGACACACGGCCAUUCUUUCGCCUGCGAGCCUGCCGCACCAUCUCCAGGCACAGGUGCAGGCGCGUGUUGAACAAGGACUAAAAGUCAACCCGAACAUGACCAACAUGGAAGCCCUCGCAAGGUCGGGCGUGUGGGAGAACUGCCGAGCUGCCUACGAAGACAUCGUCAAACAUCUCGAAAGGCUGAGAGAGGAGCGAGGAGAAGCUGACCGAGCGCUGGCGUUGGAUCAUAAGCCCAGAGAUCUCAGCUCGCACAAUGGGUCGUCGAAUGGCCACAGCCCGGUGUUGAAUUUGUCGAAAACCGCGGGAAGCGGCAGCAUCGGCGAGCCCUCGGGAAGCGAAGGGGCUGCGUCACACCGCUCGCACGACGACGAAGACGAGGACGACAAUUUGUCCGACGACCUGGAAGACGACAACGAGAAAGACGAAGAUCUCUCAGACGUCCCAGAAAAUCUUCCGCUGCCACCCCCGGGCUCAGAAAGUCCACCACAGGCACUGAACUACUCCCAAAUAGCCUCCGCAGCGGUAGCAGUGUCGCAGGGGGCGCAAGACCCCUCGGUCUCCAGCACGGAAACUCUUCUGAGGAAUAUCCAGGGGUUGCUGAAAGUCGCCGCAGACAAUGCACGGCAGCAGGAACGGCAAAUAAACUACGAGAAAGCUGAGCUCAAGAUGGAUGUGCUGAGAGAAAGGGAAGUCAAGGACAGUCUGGACCGGCAACUGCAGGACGAACAGAAGACAAGAAUAUUGUAUCAAAAACGAUUGAAGAAGGAGCGACGGGCGCGGAAACGGCUCCAAGAGCAGCUAGACCUGGAGGUAAAGAGACGCACGCAGUUGGAAGAAGCACUGAAGGCUACGGGGGCCACGUCGGAGCAAGUCAGAGCGAUAGCUGAAAAUGUAACGGCUGAAACUCGCACGAAAACCGAACCAUGUGACGAGAUGCCAGCACACUCGCAGUCCCAGUCAUCGUCAUCGCAGCAGCAGCAGCAGCAGCAGUCCUCGCAGUCUCAGUCAUCCCAGCAGUCGCAUCAGCAACCGCAGCAGCAACAGCAGCCACAGUCCCAAUAUCGAGAGUCCCAGGUGCCGCGCCCGCCUCAGCAACCCACGACGCCCGAUGCAAUAAAACCAGGCUGGGGCUACGGAUUAGACCUCAUCGGUGGUCAGGCUUCCGCCUUCUGGCAAAAUUACCAAGAAUCACUCGCCCAGGAGCUUGAGCAGGAGAGGAAGUCCCGCCAACAUCAGGCUGCUGAGAGGGAUCAAGUCAAAUCUCCCCUUCAAGAAUCCCGAACGGGUUACUACAAGAACUCUGUUCUCUUUACAAGUGCGACCUAGAAGAAAAAAAUCCAAGAGGAUGCGCAGUCUUAAAAAUUUACCAACAGAUUGAAAAAUCAAAAUUUCGACUUCACUCCCGGGUAAAGUCUAAAAUGCGUCUCUUAAAAAAUAUCAAAUGUCUACUCAUGAUAUUUUAAAAAUGUCUGCGAGUAAGUACUCACCCGAGUGACUAGAGACCAGAGACCAGAGACCAGAGACCAGUGGCGCGGGAAGGAUUCAAAAAUUUAAAUACUCGCGUAUUUAAAGUAAAAAAAUAAAAAACUGUAAAUUAUAUAUAAAAUAUUUGCUAUUAGUUAUUAUUGUAUUUAUUGUUGUAACAACAAUAAACAAGUCUAAUGAUAAAUUAAUUGUAAGAAAAUAUUUAAAACUGUGUACUGUAUAAAUGAACUGUCAUGCGAGCGUAUAUUAAUUACAUAUCAGCGACGCGAUUGUAUUUUACACUACAUGAUUGUUAAAUCUCGUCGUAUCGUUCGAUCAUUUAAAUAAAUUACUAAUAAAAAACUAAAUAUUAUUAAUAAAUUUGAAAAAAUUGACGGCAUCGGAGUGAAAAAGAGAGAGAGCAAACAGAAUAAUGACACGAUAUGAAUUAAAUAAAUAAUAAUUUAUAAAGACUGCUUGUGAGUGUUUGUGUGUGUGGAUAUGAAUCUUAUAGAUAAAUUUAAGAAUGAUUAUUAUUAUUAUUAUUAAUAAAUAUCAAUAUCGAUGAGCGAGAGUAAGUAGAUAAUUUUUAAGUCCGUAAUCGACGAAUGCUAGUCGACCCUCGUUACUCCUGACUCUUAUCGUAUUUUUUAAUUAAUUAAUUAACUGAUUAAUUAUUGUUUAUAUUAUUUAUGGAGAAACGAGUGAUCGAGUCGUCGUAUAGAAAUACGUGCGAUAAAAAAACCUCUGGCGGAAUUAUUGAGGUUUUUAUAACGCAAGAGAUUUCAAGUCGCAUACGAAUUAAAAUUUAAAUACUUGGGGGCAAUCUCUUGCCGCACGUCAUUUCAUCGGUCAGUACGAGAGCUUUAAUUUAUUUUAAUAACUAUUAUUUAUUGUCUUUCAUGCACGGGGAAUUAUUCUCGUCUGAAAUGUUACGGUAUUAUAGUAGAGCCGGCCAAUGUUGGCCAUCUGACGGAAGUUGAGAUAAACACUUGCGAAAAUUACUAUAGCCGCAGUAAAAAUUACAAUAGUUACAGUAAUUUGUGAUAUAAACGUCAAUUUUACUAUGGCUGUAUCCUGAGAAAAAUUUGUGGAGUGAACGCGGAUUAAAUCCUGAAUUAAUGCGGAACUUCUGUAUAUUUAUUUAAUUUCCUUGAGGUAAAAUUCACCCCUAAGUGGAUUUAAUUUCAAUACUGAACUUCCGGUUCGAAGUGAAUGUGGAUUUAAAUAAAAUUCAGAUCACUCCGAAAUCACUUCGCUGAAAAAUAAAACUCCUGUUGACUCCGUAUGCGGAGUAAAUUUUUCUAAAUCUUCAGAACUCCGAGUGACGGAUUGGGAUUUAAAUAAAAUCUGUAAUCACUCCCGAUUUUUUACAAUCUCGUAAUUUUACGAUAUGUUGAUUUAAAUUUCUGCAGAUGGCCGACAUGGUCCGGCCCGACUGUACUACGGCUAGAAAAAAUAUAUAUCCGACUUAUAUCUUCAGUAUUGUCGUAUGAAUGCUGUUUUACCGGCAUAUAUUUCCGGAUAUAAAUUUUUUCGUAAAGCCAUAAAAUUUCAGCCGCGAAUAAUUUCUCCAUAUAAAAUAAAAAUUUGAUUGACAAAUGUCGUAGACUUGCUGGCAAAUAAAUUAGUCUCGUACUGACAAAUAUAUAAAUAUGUGGGACGUUUAAUUACUAAAUUAUAAAUAAAUAAAAGUAAAUGAAUUCUUAAACCCACUGUAUCAUACGUAGACUCAAUAAAAAUGAUAAACUGUAGCCUCCUGACUCUAACGACUUCUAUUUAUAUAAAUAAACAUUUAGCUAUUACCGAACAAUUGACUUUAACUAUACAUUGUACGUGUAUUUAAUAUUACGUUAAACAAAUCACGAGAAGUGAAAUACUUUUGUUCCAGUGGGUGGAGUGCAAUCUCACGUUAAAUUUAAAUAAUAAACUAAAAGUAAAAUAUUCUAAAUAAAAAUUGGCUGAUAAAUAAAAUAAAAAUCUAAACAACAAAAAGUCUUUCCCUUCGAACGUGAAUUAUUUUAAGGUUGUACAGUCUUUUACCUUUAAGACCCUUGUGUUGUAAAGUUGACGUAAUCGUAGCGUCUAGGUAGAGACUAAGUCUAUUAAAUGAAAUAACAAAUAAUAAAUAAAUAAAUAUAAAUAAUUGAUUGUAGUGCCGAUAAUCUAACCACUGAUAUAAUAAAUUUUUAUCGACCAAUUAUUUCCACAUUUAUUUUAAAUAAUUUAUUUAAAUAUUUUGUAACAAAUAAAAUAAAUAAUAAAUAUAUAAAUAUAAAGUUAAAUUGUCAGUGGAAAUUUUUAAAUUCAUCAGCGCAUUAGAACUUUUCUUGAUAUUUAUAAAUAAAUAAAAUAAUGAGUCAGCUAUUAAGUUGUGUAAUAAUAUAUAAAUAUAAAUAAAUAUAUUAUAAAAAUAAUAAAUAUUAUUAUUAUUAUUAUGAUAAUUAUUUUUUUUUUGUAAUUUUUAUUUUGAACUUGAUAACGACUCACCAAUUGGACAUAUAAACAAUCUAAUAUCGAGGCUAGAAGUGUAUUCAUGUAAUUCAGCAUUACUACGUAUGAAUA